AUGAACUGGAUUGCAUGGAUUUUGAUAUACCUUCUCACUAUUAAUCCGAUCAUUAACCCACUAAUUACUUCAUUAAUCUAUGCACCGUACCGUAUGACUAUAAAAAAAUUCCUUGUAAAUAUACCCGUCGGUAAUCGACCGUUCUACAAUUAUCAGGGAGAGCACCUGCAUUUAGACAGCAGCUUCACAUCGGUUCGUCGCAGUCGUAAUCGUCGCUCCUCAUCGACAGAAUCGGCCAGUUUAAGGCAGUCAACCGAGGUUCGAAUGUCUAUGGGCGAGCCGUGGACACCGUCCAAAAGCCCUUCGAAAGAUCGCGCUGAACAAGAGUUUUCCUUCGACAAGAAAAUGGAAGUAAUCACUGAAGAUUCUCAAUCGCGAUGA
Cooperia oncophora is the source of this 381-nucleotide messenger RNA. NCBI's taxonomy places the organism in Eukaryota, Metazoa, Nematoda, Chromadorea, Rhabditida, Trichostrongylidae. The record is from the annotation of a GenBank genome assembly.